AAAAAAAAAAAAAAAAAAAAAAAAAAAAAAGCAAGAAUCAAGUCAGUGUAAUUUCAUGGGGUUUUUCCUCCCCCCCCUCCAUAAUUUCGCCUAGAGUUUGGCACUCCCUUCGCCGGGAAUAACAGUCUUUGUUAUUUUAUUAGCAGGAUGCCUUGAGACACACGCAGCAUCUGGCGGAGGAUUAACAUACAUCCAUGUGUAUGUAUGCGUCACGUAUAUAUUUACUGCAAAUGGUGGGGGUCCUUUAGUGCCCGACAUGGGAGACCUGAAGUCAGGUUUUGAAGAGGUGGAUGGCGUGAGGCUCGGCUACCUCAUCAUUAAAGGCAAGCAAAUGUUUGCCCUCUCCCAAGUCUUCACAGAUCUGCUGAAAAACAUCCCGAGGACGACCGUGCACAAGCGCAUGGAUCAUCUGAAAGUGAAAAAGCACCACUGCGAUCUGGAGGAGUUGCGGAAACUCAAGGCCAUCAACAGCAUCGCCUUCCACGCCGCCAAAUGCACGCUCAUCUCCCGGGAAGACGUGGAAGCGCUCUACACCUCCUGCAAGACCGAGCGUGUGCUCAAGACCAAGCGCCGGAGGCUCGGCCGGGCCCUGCACCACCACCACCGGGCCCAGCCGCCGCCUCCUCCGCUGAAUCACCACCACCCCCCUCACCACCACCGGCCGCAGCCCCAUCCGGGCAGCUUUCCCGAGAGUUGCAGCAGCGACUCCGAGUCCAGCUCCUACUCGGAUCAUGCAGCCAACGACUCAGAUUUCGGAUCCAGUUUGUCCAGUUCUAGCAACUCUGUGUCCUCGGAGGAAGAGGAGGAGGAAGGAGAGGAGGAGGAGGAAGAGGAGGAGGAAGAGGGGGGUAGUGGGGCCUCGGAUUCCAGUGAAGUCAGCUCAGAGGAGGAGGAGGAGGAGGAAGAGGAGGAGGAGGAGGAGGACUCGUCCACCGAGUCGGACUCCAGCUCCGGUUCCAGUCAAGUGUCAGUGCAGAGCAUCCGUUUCAGGCGCACCAGCUUCUGCGAGCCGCCCGGAGUGCAGGCGCAGGCCAACUUCUUGUACCAUCUGGCCUCCGCCGCCGCAACCAAACCCGCUGCUUUCGAGGACUCCGGCAGACUUCCCGACCUCAAGAGCAGUGUCAAAGCGGAGUCACCCGAGGAGUGGAAUCUGCAGACCUGGGCCCCCAAAGCGUCUCCGGUGUACUGCCCGGCCGGCCUGGGCAGUUGCUUCCCAGAGAUAAGGAACGAUAGGGUAUCUGAGAUGACAUUCCCACACUCUGAAAUUUCCAGUACUGUAAAGAGAACUGACCUGACAAUUAACUGCCUGGCAGAAGGAGCCUCUUCACCUAGCCCAAAGACAAACAAUGCAUUUCCACAACAAAGAAUAUUCCGAGAGGCUAGGAAAUGCCUACCAGCAACUCCUGCUACACACUGUGCAGAUAAGAACACAAUAGCUGCUAGGUUCUUCAAUAACGAGACUUCGGGAGUAGCAGCAAAUUCCGAAAAAGAUUCCAAAAUCCCUCAUUGUCCUGAAUUUGCUAUGGAUUUGCCCUCCUCGCAAACGGAUCCCGAAGUGCAUACAGCAACAGCAGCAGCUAAAGCCGAGAAUCCCUGCACUGACACAGGCGACAAGGCAUUGCCAUUUCUGCACAAUAUUAAAAUCAAAGUAGAAGACAGUAGUGCUAAUGAAGAAUAUGAACCUGACCUUAUUACAAAUAAGCUAAAGUGCGAGUGCAAUGAUACAAAGGGUGAGUUUUACAGUGUGACUGAAAAUAAAGAGGAGGACACCUUUUUAACCACAGCCAAGGAAGGGUUUGCAUGCCCUGAGAAAGAACCUCCUUCCUUAGACCCACUGACUCAGAGUCAGGGCCUUUCCUGCACUUUAGGUUCUCCAAAACCUGAGGAUGGGGAAUAUAAAUUUGGUGCCAGGGUGAGAAAAAAUUACCGGACACUAGUACUGGGAAAACGACCUGUCCUUCAGACACCCCCACUCAAACCAAAUUUGAAAUCAGCUAGAAGCCCUCGUCCUACAGGUAAAACUGAGACACAUGAAGGAACACUGGAUGACUUUACAGCUCUAAACAGGCGAAAAAAGGUAGCCAGCAAUGUAGCAUCAGCAGUGAAAAGGCCAUUUAAUUUCAUGGCAAAUUUUCCUUGUCCACCGUCACUUCUUAUCGGGAAGGAUGGGGAUUUGUGGCCGGCCUAUUCCUUAAACACCACUAAGGAUUCUCAACCUCCUCACAAGGCCCAUCCUAUCUGGAAAUGGCAGCUGGGCGGUUCUGCAAUACCUCUUCCACCUAGUCACAAAUUCAGGAAAUUUAAUUCGUGAAAAAUGUUUGGGAAGAUAUUUUCUGGAACCAUAUUACCUUCCUUUUGUUGUAAACUGCACAGGAUGGUUUGUACAAGUCCAUUAAUGGUGUUACACCCCCUUUGGAGUCCUGGUUUAUCCCAUUUUGAAGACAGAAAUCGGAUUACUUUUUUUUUUCCAUUGCUGGUUUUUUUUGUUUUUUUGAGCAGGGUGGGGGUGGGGUGGGAGAAGGGUUCGUUUACGCACCACAGGCUACUUCAGGCUAAAGACUCAAGUAAAACUCAGUUAUGGUGGUAGAGCUGGAACACUUUACUGUUUCAAGGCUAAUAAUGCGCCGGUACCUCAAUUCAACUGCUAUAAAUAAAUGUCAAAAGGUUGAAUAAUAAAUAUUACAAUGAGCCAUUAAGUUUAUGCACUAGAUUUCAGACCUGAAAGUAUAACUGUUAAUUCAGUGCAAGUUUGUUAGUUUUCAUGGUCAGACAGUGAAGUAGCAAGAAGUCUCUGUGAGCCCAAAAUGUAAUUUCCUGGAGCUCUUGUUUGUGGGGUGUCUUUUUCUUUUUACUCCCCUCAUUCUCCAAGAGUAGUUGCACUUAACUUUAUUUUUUUGAGUGGAAAGAGUGGGAUGUGAGUCAUGGAAUGCUGAUAAGAAGCUGCCUCAUACAUAAUAAGUAAAAAAAAAUAUGGGAUCGUUUUUUUUUUCUUUUUCUUUUUUGUUUUUGGUAAAGGAUGUGAUUUUUACUUUUACAGAUGCUCCUUGCAAUUGGAAAAGUCCUUUUUUGUGUUCUCACCCAAAUGUUUUAAAUAAGAUGACUCUUACUAUUGUCCUGCUUAUCUUGUGGUCUGAACAUGACUCUUCAAACUUUCAAAACAAUUAAAAUAUUUUUCUUAGCAGCAGGAUAUUUUAUGGCCUAUGUGUCCAUAGUAAAUACAACCAAGAAAAAGAAAAAGAGGGGUCAGAGUUGUAAUACCCCAAUGAAAAUAACAGUUAUUUCAGGGCUUUUGGUACCAGAACUCAGGCACUUGGAUUUUAUUACCUUAUACUUUUGAUGCAUCUCUCUAAACUUCUGUUUUCAGACCAUCCUGUGUAUAGAGCAGGAGAGUUUCUACUGCAAGUGACAAUCAGAGGUGACUAUCUAUAUUUGCACUUAAAAUCAAAGUAGUUCAACAUGCAAAUGGCUAGGGUCUGGCCCUUGGUGAGGGCCACUCUGGUGUACUGUGUUGUUAUGAUGAAGCAGUAAAUCAAAAUUAUGGAAAUUUGCACUGUUGAAAAGCAUGCUUUAGCUUUAUUUUCAAUUAAAAACACUGUUUAAAAUUCCUGG
Messenger RNA from Fukomys damarensis (Damara mole-rat), 3609 nucleotides. It is a transcript of the gene Skida1, whose product is annotated as SKI/DACH domain containing 1. The transcript has 2 exons. NCBI's taxonomy places the organism in Eukaryota, Metazoa, Chordata, Mammalia, Rodentia, Bathyergidae. The coding region runs from base 257 to 2311 and encodes 684 amino acids. The record is from RefSeq and is a predicted model, not a curated record.